AUGAAGCAGGCAAGCUAUGAAUCAAUAGCAGAUUUUCUUGUAUCUCAACGGCGAGAUUCCUUGAACUCUGCUUUUGAUUCAAUCUAUCAGAAGAUAUCGAAAUUAACAUUCAGAGACGAAAAUGUUAAAUUAUCGUCACAAGAAUUUGUAAACCAAUGCUUGCAAACUAUCAAAACUUCAUUAACAAGUGAACAAGAGAUGUUUAUUUCUUAUAUUUUGGCUUAUUGCGGCAGUUCUAAUGUUCCAAAUGAAUUGAAUCAGUACAUUCGCGAUUUGAUGAAAACAAAGAAAUCUUUUCCAACAAACUCAACUAACAAGAUGAUACAAUCUUCAAAAUCUUCAAGUAACGUAACUAAAAAUAUCAAAUUUAAAGAUUUUAGCGCGAAACAAACUACAGCAAGCAAAUUAGCAUCAGAUAUGAAACAGUCUUAUUCAGAAUUUGUCUCUUCUUCUCAAAAUUUAUUUUCAAAUCUUAAAAAACUUACUAAAAAAGUCGUAGCAAAACAGUCGAGCAUAAUACAAUCUGAUAAAAGAUUCAUAUCAGAAGCCAAAUCUCAGCAAAAAAUCGAUGAGGCAGAAAUAAAUAGAUUAAAACAGCAAUUGAUCAGCACAGAAUCUCAAUUAAACCACUACAGAACUCAAUUAUCGAAUAUACGAGCAAAACCAGCUGAUAAAACAGACUACUCAUAUAAUUCGAUUAUUGAAGAAAAUGAACGUCUCAAAAAGGAAAAUCGUGACUUAAGUCAGAAGCUCCGUAACUCAUCCUCGAUUGUUACCGAUAAGAAUGAAACAGAACUCGAAAAAGAAGCAAAAGACAAACAAUUAGAGCUUGCUUUAGAACAUAUCGAUGAGAUUGACAAUGAAAGAAGAAGGUUGAUUAAUAUUAACAAGAAAUUACUUAACAAAGUCAAAGAAUAUUCUCAAUCGAAUGAUGAAUCUCUUAAUCUUCAAAAUAUCAUAAGCGAAAAGUCAGAACUCAAUGAGAAAAUGGAUGCUGAAAUGAAAAUUUUGAGAAAUGAUAAAGAAAAAUUAAAUAUCGAAAUUGAAACAUUAAAACACGAAAAUGAGGAAUUAAAGAAGAAUAAUAAGAAGCAGAUAGUCAAAUACAAACAGUUAGAAACAGAUUACAGGGACUUAAAGAUCGAAUUAAAUCCGAUAAUUUCGGAAAACGAGAAAAUGAAAGAAGAAGUCGACAAUGAGAGACAGAAAUCGAUGGAGAGCAUGUCUGAUACUGCAAAAGUCACUGAAAGAGAAGCCCAUCUCAUGGAAGAGAUCUCGAAACACAAAGAAAAAAUCCAAAACUUGGAAAUUUCUUUGUCAAAAGAGAAAAAAUUUUCUAAAUCUCUUUCAAAAUCAGAAGAAGAAUUAACUCAAGUCAAACGCCAAAUGGAAGAUUUAAUGGAAGAGAAUGAAAACAUUAAGGAAAUACUUGCUAAAUCUGUUGAAUCGCUGAAGAAAAAGAAAUCUGAAAUUAAUGAUUUGAAAUCAUUAGUUGAGAAUCAAAAAACUGAGAUUUCUGAUGUUGAGAAGUCAAAAGAAGAGCUUUACAAUGAGAUUGAACAGCAGAAAAAGGAAAUUGAACAAUUGAAGAAAGAAAUUGAAAGAAAUGAUAUGAAUUUCAACAACUAUAGAGAUAUGUCGAACAAGACAUUGAGGAAAACUGAAGAGGAAAAGAACGAAAUCGAAAGACAAUUUGUGAAAUACAAAUUAGAUACAAACACCGAAAGUGAAACAUAUAAAACACUUCAGACAACAUUAACAGAUAGAAAUGAUGAGAUUUCCAAUCUCAGGAAGAAAGUUUCUGACUUCCAAAAAGAAAUCAUCAAAAUGCAAGAAGAGAUGCAUAGCAAAUCCAAAGAUUUUGAUAAAAACAAAGCAGAAUUUACCAAUAAAAUCAAGAAUCUUGAGAAAUUAAAUGAAGAUCUUCGAUCCCAAGUUAUAUCUUCACAAAAUACAAGAAAGAAAUCAGAAGAUAUGAUGGAAGCAUCAAUGAAACAAUAUGAAAAUGACAUUCUUAACCUCUCACAGCAAAUUGAAAGCAAUAAUUCAAAUCAUCAAGAAAUAAUUAAACAAUGUAAAGAAGAAUCAGGCAAUAAGAUCAAAGAAAUAGAAGCAGAAUACGAAGACAAAAUUAAUAAGCAAAAGGAAAAAUUGGAAAAUAAAAUCAAAGAUAUCGAAUUUCAAUAUUCCGAAAUUAAAUCUAAAUAUGAAGAGGUGAAUAAUCAAAUUCAAGAGGCAUCUCAGAUGAAAGAAACAUUUGAUAAUUGCUGCAUAUCAUUAUUCGGAAGUAUUAAGACAUCAAACGAGUUUUCUUCAUUAAUAAAUCAAAUGAAAGAAGAAAAUCUCAAGUUAAAUGAACUUUCUAAAACAAACGAGAUCCUGACUGGAAAGCUUGGAAAAAUAUAUAUGGCAAACAAAAUUCUGAAAUCUGAAAAUGCAAAUUUGAAAAAUAAUUUAGUCAUUUCAUCUCAGUCGAGUCGGAAAAUUUCUGAUGAAUUCAAAAAUUUGUCAAAAAAGUACAAUGAAUUGAAUAAUUCAUCGGAAAAUUUGACUAAUGAUAAUAAAACAUUAAAUGAGAAGAAUCAGAAGCUUAAUGAACUAAAUAACAAUUUAAGCUCCGAAUUUCUCAAGUUAUCUUCUCAAAAUGAAGUAUUAACAAACAAUCAAAAGAUUCUAGAAGAAAAGCAUAAUAAAUUACAGAAUGAUCAUAAGCAAUUAGAAGAAAAUUUCCAGAAAUUAAAUAACGAACACCAGGAAUUAACAACAAAUUACGAAAAACUAACAGAAAAUCAUGAGAAACUUAAAAAAGAAUAUGAAACAGCGACAAGUGAAUUAUCUAUUUCUAUGAAUGAUGUCAAUGAAUUAACUGAACACUACAAACAACUCAAAGACGAAAUAUUUAAUAUCAAUAAUCAAUACAAUGAAAUAAUUUCUGAUAAUGAAAGAUUGAAAACUGAAUUAGAAUUAACAAAAGAUGAAUUAAAUGAAUCAAAUAAUAAUUUAUCGAAGAUUAAAUUAGAAAAUGAAGAAAUGUCGAAAUCAUUAAAUAUCAGCGAAUCUGAUAAGAAGAAAUUAGAGAAUGAGUUGGAAGAAAAUAACAGAGAAAUAGAAAACAUUUCAUUGUCGCUGGAUAAAGAAAUUUCUAAAAACGAUGAACUUCAAAAAUGUUUGACAAAAUUGAGUUCAAAAAUAACAGAUUCAUCAUCAAGAAUAGAUGAUUUAAGCGAGAGAAAUAAGGAAAUGAAGGAAUACAACAAACAAAUCCUACAAGAAAACAAAAAAUUGAAGAGAAAACUUAAUUCAAAUUCACAAAUUCCUGAUAUUAAUAAAUUACAAUCAGAAAAUAAAACAUUGUCACAAGAACUAUUUAAACUAAAGGAUGAGAAUCAAGAGCUACUUGAGAGAGUCGCAACAAUGACUUUGAGUUUAUCACAACUUGAAUUUGAAGAAGAGGAAGAAACAAUGCUUUUAAGUCCUCAAUUUGACCAAUUAAAUAAUCAUACAGAAGAAAAAAUUAAAUCUGUUAUUUCUUCACCGAGAUCAUCAAAGAAAAGAAAUAGACCAGUAUUCCUUACACAAUCAUUAAAUGAUGCCGAACUUUCGUCAGAAACUGAGGUCAAAAGUGAAGUGAUUUCAGAAAACCACAGCGAAGGCAGCCAAAUAAAUGAACUCAGUAAAAAUCAUUUCAGCGAAGAAGAAAUAGAACAAUAUGAAAAUUCCUAUGAAGAGGAAGAAUUUUCAGAUGAUUAUGACAUUUCUGUAAAUGAUGAUGAUGAAGAAAAUGAUUAA
This is a messenger RNA of Trichomonas vaginalis G3, 3789 nucleotides long. Its product is annotated as structural maintenance of chromosomes protein 2 family. The record is from RefSeq and is a predicted model, not a curated record. The transcript has a single exon. The coding region runs from base 1 to 3789 and encodes 1262 amino acids. NCBI's taxonomy places the organism in Eukaryota, Parabasalia, Trichomonadida, Trichomonadidae.